Messenger RNA from Plectropomus leopardus (leopard coralgrouper), 1818 nucleotides. The record is from RefSeq and is a predicted model, not a curated record. Lineage: Eukaryota; Metazoa; Chordata; Actinopteri; Perciformes; Serranidae.
GUCUCAGAGUCGAACAACCACCACCAAAAUGGCGAAGAUCGCCAAAACGCACGAAGAUAUUGAGGCCCAGAUCCUGGAGAUCCAGGGGAUGAAGGCCACCCUGCUGGAGGAAGGAGAGCAGGGAGUGGGUCUGGACUCCACUGGCUUUUAUGACCAGGAGAUCUAUGGAGGCAGCGACAGCCGCUUCGCUGGAUAUGUCACUUCCAUCGCCGCCAAUGAACAGGAGGAUGAUGAUGAAGAAGAUUCAUCUACAAGCUUGCUGGGACAAAAGAAGCCGGGGUACCAUGCACCAGUGGCGAUACUCAAUGCCAUUCCUCAGUCAGACGAGCAAUACGACCCAUUUGCAGAGCAUCGUCCGCAGAAGAUCGCGGAGCGGGAAGAUGAAUACAAAGCCCGGCGCAGACAGAUGAUCAUCUCACCUGAGCGUCUCGACCCUUUUGCAGACGGUAAAUUUUGCUUUUUUUCGACUUCAUUAUACCUUCCUCAUUUCCUUUCCCUUUUCACGGUUCACUUUUUUGUGACCCCACCAUGACUACCAAUGGUUUCACACCCAUAGUUUUUCUGUUUUAACCCUUCGACCACAAUGCAAUAGCUCGCUUCCCAGACUUCCGCCUUCCCGGUGGUCAAUCCUCUGUGGUCCAAGUACAUAUUGUGUCAUUUUUUUCUUCUACAUUUGCAGCAAAUGUCAGUGUGGGCCCAAAGUUAUAUAUUUUCAUGCCUUUAAUCUGCAUUUUGUGUAUCAAAUACAGCUAAACCCACUGUGGGGUUGCCAUGCCUUUCAUAGGGAGAGGUGGUUAGGUGUUGAAUGUUCAAGGGGGGUAUUUCACCUAACAAACGUGGGUAGCAGAUAGGUUGUGUGUGAGUCGAAGGGUUAAUAAUUUCAUGUGAGUGUCAGCCUAAAUAAUGAUGGGAAACGGCAGUGUCCGCUUGUCCUAGUAUGUGAGGAUGAGAAAUGUAAGCUUUAGGGUUAGUUUUGGUGUAAUUCACCUGUAAAUAAACUGCUAUUCCACGCUGAGCUCAGUAACAGAUGAGACACAACAACCUGCUCGCUUAUAGGCGUUAGAUCCAGAGACAGGCAGUGUAAAGAAAUAUGCUUUGUCAGGAGCCUUAGGGUAACUUAUAUCAGGGCUGAAUAUAUAGGGCUGGGCGAUAUGGCUAAAAUUGGCUAAAAAUCCAGAUUCAUUCAUAUUGAUCGAUAUUGAUAAUUAUGUACCAAAAAAAAGUCAGAGUUUAAGAAACCUUACUUUUUACUGUAGUUUAAACUAUUAUUUAUUGUCUGAACAUAAGAACAUAAAAAUACUCAUUAAGCACUGAGAAGGGUUUUGUGUUUUAAUUUUGGCUUAGGUGAGGGACACACAUCUUUAUCUAAAAUCACAAUAUCUGGAUAUUUGGAUAUUUUCUCUGAUUUACCAACACAGUAGCUGAUGGAGGCAGCAGUAGAGGAGCAGCUCCUUCGUUCAGUGGAGUGAAAGAGUGUUUUUCUCACAGGAGUCUGCUGUUUUUGUUAUAUGGCUUCACCUUCUGCACAUCGCUAAUGGAAGAUUUGUUGAAGAAUUACUUUUAUCACUAUAGAGGAAAAUAGUAUUGAGAUAAUUCUCAUUACCGUUUUAUUGCCCAGCCCUAGUUAUAUAAUAACAUAACAUUACAGCCAUUAUGAGGCUGGCUUUAUCUUCCCAUUUUCUCUUAGUCUGGGCUGUAAUUUUAAAGUCUCGGGGUAACUGAACCUCCUCUGUUGGCCGGUUAGACUGAUUCGAGGUCUUUGGCCUCAGCAUAGGACUUGACUAACUAAUUAUGUCUUUCUUUGUGUGGACAGUAGGG